Alosa alosa (allis shad) is the source of this 1039-nucleotide messenger RNA. RefSeq names its product leukocyte cell derived chemotaxin 2, tandem duplicate 1 (gene lect2.1). NCBI's taxonomy places the organism in Eukaryota, Metazoa, Chordata, Actinopteri, Clupeiformes, Clupeidae. The record is from RefSeq and is a predicted model, not a curated record. The transcript is spliced from 5 exons. The coding region runs from base 81 to 596 and encodes 171 amino acids.
UAUAAAAACACUCAGAUCAAAACACACACGUUAGUCACACAGCAAAAUCUUGGCAGAUCACUAGGAACACUGUAAGAAGAAUGAAGGUGGCCAUUGUUUUGGCUGUCCUGGUGACAACUGUGCUCAGCACUGACCAGCUCUUUGGACAUCAGGAGGGGCCCAGUCAUGAGCGUUCGCUGGUGAAAUUUGGCCCCCUUUGCAGUGGAAACCCAACAAACCAAAAGAGAGGCUGUGAUAAAAACUGGGGGUGUGGAGAUUAUGGUGCAAAACGAACACAUGGGCCACACAAGGGCCUUGAUAUUCAGUGCAAUGAUGGGGCUACAGUGUAUGCACCGUUCGAUGUGAAGCUGAAUGGCAAAGCUGCUCCAUAUCGCAGCCCAACCGCUCUCCAGAAGCUCAUCAAUGACGGCGUAAAUCUAAGUGGCGGAGGUCUGUGCUUCAAGCUAUUCUACGUGAAGCCUGACAAGUACAGGGGUUCGCUAAGGAAGGGCGACCGUAUCGGGACACUGCACCCAAUGCAGAGGGUGUACCCCGGGAUGACCUCCCACACCCACGUCCAGAUGUGUGACCGCUCUGACCCCACCAAGUAUUUCUAAUGCCGAUAGAGACAGCAUUCUGUAAUGUCCACCCUGUCUUGCAUUUUGCCUAUUAUGGCAGUCUCACGCAUCAUCAUAAAACCCCUUUUCUGUGACAGAUAUUACUUAUAUUGUAUGGAUGAUGAAGCAAUCAAGAAUAAAAGCUCUAAACUCAUUAGGCUCUUGAUAAUGGUCGAUCACAGUGAUAUUAAUACAGUACAGCUUCAGCCAAAACGUCCAGUUAUCUGACAAUAGCAUUACUGAAGAUUGACACAUUAAUUUAAUAAAAAUACAUUUAUACCCACUGCCUUCUUCCAUCUCCGCAACUUCCCCUGUAUUGUUAUUGUUAGUCUUGAAUUGCCCCUGGGCAUCAAUAAAGUAUCUAUCUAUCUCUAGUUUUACAAUAUCUGAUCUUGCUGGUUUCACAUUCUGUUGUCUCAUGCUAAUAAAAAUGUAUCUGCACA